AUGGCAAAACAAAUUACCUUCGAGGUGGUAAUGUCGAGCGGCAAACGGGCCAACAUCAACGCCCCGCCCCACACGACCCUCGGCGAGUUGUCGCAGACCAUCGCAAAGAAGCUGGGCUUCGAAGCUUAUGAUGCAAGGCCCACCUUCCGUUUCUUAUUAAGCACCCGCCAACUUGAGGAGACCAUUGAAGCAGGUGACCUGCGCAACGGGACCGUCACCGUUGUCGUUGUGUCGCUCGACUGGUCCGUGCUGCCGGAGCUGCUUCGGACGAUUUUUGCCGAGAUCGAAUCGUUGGCUGCUCGGGCCCUGGUCGCCAACCUCUCCCGGGCAGUGCAGCACCUCCGAGCUGCUCAGAAGAUCAAGCGGCUGGUAGAGGAGGUGCUGCGUCUGCUUGGGGCCUACCUUGAGCGAGACCCGGACUCUGCCCGCGUGGAUGACCCAGAGGCGCUCGACAAGGUCUUGCAGCAGGCAAGAGAAGUGCUACAACUUGAUCGGCCUGGCGCUGCAGCAUGUCGGAGGGCGGCCUUCUCCGUCCGGGAGUUGGUGCAGAGGCUAAAGAGGUGGUACUACUACCACCAGGACCAAAAUCCCGACAUUCGAUGGCGAGCGAGUGGUCGCUCGCACAUCUCAGUGAAGAACGCUCCAUCAACGAACCUUGAUGAUGAGGAGCCGCAGGCUGACACAAAAGACUCCGGCCACAAAGAAGAUCGGCAGCAGCAGGGAGGUGGCAGCAACAUAGGCAGCGCCCCGACCGAGGCCGACAGCUUCACGCAGCCCACGAGCUCCUCCGAAGUGCCCGGCCAAGGCACUGCAACGGGGGAGUUGCUGGAGUCGGUGGCUGAGGAGCCGGUGGCUGAGGAGCAGGAAGGCUUCCGGGUGCGGCUAUGGCAGCUCAUGGAAGGUAAUUCCAGGAAAUCCUGCCCCCUCCACGGCGAGCUCGAGGAAACUUGGAAUUUUGUUUGGAUCUGCGAUUGCUGCCGUGAACCUAUUGGGCGAGGGCAAUCAUGCCGAUGCUGCAAUCUCGACUUCUGCGACGCCUGCAUCGAGAUGGCGGAAAGGUUGUCUCGAAGUGAUUUUGCACGCUUGUGGUUGUUGUCCAUCAUGAGCUUCAGUCUCCAGUGCCGCUCCAAAGGGCGGCCCGCAGAUGCCGAGGCCGCGCUUAAGGCUUGGGUGAAGCAGCUCAGGGAGCAACAUGCCGAGAGCCCUGAGCUGGCAAUCGCUCUGCGUGAGCUGGGCACGGUGCUCAAGGAGAAGGGCGAGCUGGUAGCCGCAGAGCAGAACAUCAAGAAGGCUUUGGGCAUGGUCUAUAGGGUCUUCGGAGAGUCUCCAAACCAUGAGGUGGCCGCGACUCUGCAUGAGCUGGGCCUAGUUCUCAAGAAGAAGGGCGACAUGCGAGAAGCAGAGCGGCUCCUCACGGAGGCUUUGGUCAUGAAGCGCGCCAUCUUCGGCAAGGCGCCAAACCGGUCAGUGGCUGUGACUCUGCACGAGCUGGCCCUGCUGUUCAAGGAGAAGGGCGAGCUGGUAGCCGCAGAGCAGCACCUCACGAAGGCUUUGGACAUGGAGCGCGCCGUCUUCGGAGAGGCUCCAAACCGGGAGGUGGCGCUGACUCUGCAUAGGCUGGGCCUAGUUUUCAAGAAGAUGGGCGAGUUGCGACAAGCAGAGCGGCUCCUCACGGAGGCUUUGGUCAUGAAGCGCGCCAUCUUCGGCAAGGCGCCAACGUGGGAGGUGGCUGCGACUCUGCAUGAUUUGGGCCUGGUGUUCAAGGAGAAGGGCGAGCUGCGAGAAGCAGAGAGGCUCGUCAUGGAGGCUUUGGACAUGGAGCACGAAUGCCCAGAGUUUGCAAAGCGUGAGAUGGCUGUGACUGUGCAUGAGCUGGCCCUGCUGUUCAAGGAGAAGGGCGAGCUGCCAGAAGCAAAGCAGCACAUCAGGGAGGCUUCAGACAUCGAGCGCGCCUUCUUUGGCGAGGCGCCAAACCGCUCACAUGAGCUGGGCUGGACGCUCACGGAGAAGGGCACGCUGCUAGCCGCAAAGCUCCAACUGAGCAAGGACCUUUGA
Messenger RNA from Symbiodinium natans, 2055 nucleotides. The record is from the annotation of a GenBank genome assembly. Lineage: Eukaryota; Dinophyceae; Suessiales; Symbiodiniaceae.